Molecule: messenger RNA, 786 nt
Organism: Penicillium soppii
Lineage: Eukaryota; Fungi; Ascomycota; Eurotiomycetes; Eurotiales; Aspergillaceae
Product: Rab family GTPase
Exons: 3
Coding region: 1-786 (261 amino acids)
Molecular function (GO): GTP binding; GTPase activity
Source: RefSeq, a predicted model, not a curated record
AUGUCCGAGUCAGCGAGCGCAAAUGCCCCGAAGCCAAGCAGCAGUGUCAAGCUGGUGCUGCUGGGAGAGGCCGCAGUAGGAAAGUCAUCGCUUGUACUUCGCUUCGUCAACAAUGAUUUCCAGGAGAAUAAGGAACCAACCAUUGGCGCCGCAUUUCUCACACAAAAAUGCUCACUCCCUACGCGCACGAUCAAGUUCGAAAUCUGGGACACCGCUGGCCAGGAACGCUUCGCCUCGCUUGCCCCGAUGUACUACCGCAACGCGCAAGCCGCGCUAGUCGUUUACGACGUCACGAAACCCUCGUCGCUGACAAAGGCAAAGCAUUGGGUCGCCGAGCUGCAACGCCAGGCGAGCCCCGGAAUUGUCAUCGCCCUCGUCGGUAACAAGCUGGACUUGACCAAUGAUGGUGGCGAGGCUUCCGAGGUGGCUGCCGUGGCAAACGGUGGGACCGAUACAGCUGCGCAGGACGAGGAAGGCGCUGUCGAAGCAGACGAGGCGCAGGAUGUCGUUUCCGGCGACGCCCGCAAAGUUUCCACACGGGAGGCUACCGGCUAUGCAGAGGAAGAGGGUCUCUUGUUCUUCGAGACCAGUGCCAAGACCGGAACCAAUGUCGUCGACGUCUUCACCGCAAUCGCUAAUGCCAUCCCAGAAAGCAGUCUGAAGACUGGUCGCGGUACUGGUGCUGGAACUGGACAAUCUUCGCUUGGUGCCCGGUCGACCGAGGAUUCGAGGGUCAACCUGGGUGAUCGCAAUGCUGCGACGGCCAAGGAGGGCUGCGCUUGCUGA